UGCCCUUUGCCUGUUCCUGUCACAUCCCACCCAAACCCACCAACCCACCGACACCGUCCCGACCACUCAACCUCCAUCGCAAUCAAUUACGCGACCCGCGAAGCUCCAACAGUCAGGUCUCACUUCCAUACGACACUAACCCGCCCGCCAUCGCAUCGCGGCAUUGAGAGCGACCUGCGACUCUCACACAAUGCUCGUUCGCGGUGCGCUGUGCCGCUUGGCAGGCGACCUUCCCAAAACAUCCACACACGACCUGUCCCACCUCGCUCGCGCCUUUCAGAACAGCUUCGCCCGUCGCAAUGCCCUCUCGGUUCCCGUCAUACAUGCCAUCUCCCGCGCAUAUCGCCGCACCUAUGCCACCACAGCUGAGGCGACCACGCCAACCCCCACCGUGAAGAAGGCGGUCAAGAAGGCUGCUGCUGCUAAGAAGCCCGCCGCGAAGAAGACUACAGCAAAGAAGACUACCGCGAAGAAGACUCCUGCGAAGAAGAAGACCGCAAGCAAGAAGGCAGCUCCCAAGAAGAAGAAGGCCAAGAAAACUGCUGCGAAGAAGAAGCCUGCCGCAAAGAAGAGGGCCAAGAAGGUUCUCACGCCGGAAGAGAAGGAGAAGCAGCACAUCCGUGAGCUGAAGAAGCAGGCAUUGCGUGUGCCUUUCAGUACGAGAAAGGUCAGCGGCAGACUAGUAUAUACAGCAGAGGUAGCGAAGGGAGGAAAGGUUUCCCUAAAGGAAGCCGCAGAACAAUACAACAACAUUACACCGGCGGAGAAGGAACAUUAUAACCACCUCGCCAACCAGCAAACGGAAACCAACAGGGCAGAGUACCGCAAAUGGGUACACUCUCAUUCGCCCAACGAUAUCCGCCUCGCCAACAACGCCCGACUGGCAUUGCAGAAAAAGCUAGCCGGUAAAGUGAAAAGCCUCAGCCCGUUUGCGAAGAUAGAGGAUGAUCGGGCUCCUAAACGCUCCGCGCACCCAUUCUUGCGCUUUAUGCAGGAGCGCCAGGCUAGUGGAGACUUCAAGGACAUCAAAUUCACAGAUGCCUCGACUCUGAUAUCCAAGGAGUGGGCAGCCUUGAGCGCAAGUGAGAAGAAGCCAUAUGAAGACCAAUCUGCCGAAGCCUCAGCAAGAUAUGCACGCGAAUACGAGCAAGUCUAUGGUAUCAAGAGCAAGUCAGCAUCGGCAUAGCUUCCUUGCGCCCUAGAUCAUCAAACACUUUCUUCGACUAUUUCCUUGUGUUAUAGGGGUGUGAAUUGAACGGCGCAUGUACUUCUCUCGAUUGGUAUAGCCCGAUCCGGCCUGGCAGGUUUUCCUUAGGUACUCGAUCUGAAAUGAUGUAUGCGCUCUAUCCCACACGGGAGGUCACCAGGAGUCUUGUUAGAAGAUUGGGAGAGUUCUUCCAUGUGGUGAAUGCGUUGUAAACUCCCCUCCCAGCGCCGCCCUGCAACAAAGUUUUGGUUAUGAAUUAUUACAAUUCCAUUGGGUUUUCUUGUUGUGAGGCAAUGCUAAUAUGCCACUAUUGCCUACGGUGUACUUGCACCCGCUUUCCUUCCGCGGCUAUACGAAAAAGAGGAUUAUCCUUAAACAGGCCAUGUCGUCGUUAAACUAGCCUCAUGCUAAGCAUGGGCUUUGGGGUAUCGUCGUACAAAAUCCAGAACAUGCUCGCGGGGAAAUCCCGCAC
This is a messenger RNA of Aaosphaeria arxii CBS 175.79, 1679 nucleotides long. RefSeq lists its product as uncharacterized. Lineage: Eukaryota; Fungi; Ascomycota; Dothideomycetes; Pleosporales. The record is from RefSeq and is a predicted model, not a curated record. Bases 191 to 1186 code for a protein of 331 amino acids. The transcript is spliced from 3 exons.